GUCCGAGAUGCAAGCGGCGAUGCGGCUCUCGAAAGAGUGUGACCCAUGCUUUGCUGCGUUGGCUCGCCUCGUUGCCAGUUGAUAAAAACCGCUGGAGACUAGACAACUCCACAACGACACACUGAAGAGGGGGGAGGGGGGUACCAGCAUCAUCGCUGGGCAAGGGCCCCAGGGCCAGGGAUGGGCCGACGAAGAUCUGUCUCUCGAAUGCUGAGACUUGAGAGAAAGGUCCCCUGCUCGUCUGUUAGUCUCUCACUCUCUCCAGUCUUGCUGGCCCGGUCCCCUGGUCGCUCAUCUCGAGGCCCGGCCGUUCGUUGGAGUAUCCGGCCUGUAGCAGACGAGUAUCGAGGCCUGGACUGGAGAAUCGACGAGGUAUCUCGAUAACGUUGCCCCGUACGGGACUUGACCGCAAGGUUCGACGUGCUUCAGUCUUCAGAUGCUUGUGAGCUUGUCGCUGCUCGUGGCGCUUGACGGUCCCGUUCAAGCUUCUGCUUCUAGGGCACUUCUACUUUUCCAAAUGCAAUUUGUGCUGCCGCCGGUCGUGCCGCCGAACAUCGACCGACUUACACUUUAUUCUGUUUUGGGCCCAGCUUGUGGUUUGCCCACGACAUCAUCGUCACAAGCAAAGGCGCGCGCGUCUGGUACAUGCGUACAUGGUCGAAACUUUUGGACGAAGUCUCUCCGACCAUGUGGCCCGCCGGGUCGCAUAGCGGGCUGCUUUAGCUUCUCUAGGGCUACAGCAGAAAUGUCGAGGGCGAAUUGUGAGACGCAAAGACUGAGAGGGGAAAAAAAAAUAACAGAGUCAAAGACUGACGAGGGCUGCAAAUCUGCAAAGCCGGUGGCGAAAUGGAACAUACGAACAUGUAGGACCCCAAUCUGGCGAGGCGAGCUGGUUCUCCUCCGGCAGCGCACAAGAAGUCCGGUACGUUGCUUUUACUUGAUCGAAGAAUCUGCCAAGUAACUCUCGUCGAUGAGUUAACUUGACAUGCGGGAUACGCUGGUCCCG
Messenger RNA from Colletotrichum godetiae, 1006 nucleotides. RefSeq lists its product as uncharacterized. Lineage: Eukaryota; Fungi; Ascomycota; Sordariomycetes; Glomerellales; Glomerellaceae. The record is from RefSeq and is a predicted model, not a curated record. The transcript has a single exon. Bases 437 to 961 code for a protein of 174 amino acids.